Molecule: messenger RNA, 3287 nt
Organism: Nyctereutes procyonoides (raccoon dog)
Lineage: Eukaryota; Metazoa; Chordata; Mammalia; Carnivora; Canidae
Gene: GULP1
Product: GULP PTB domain containing engulfment adaptor 1
Exons: 12
Coding region: 451-1365 (304 amino acids)
Source: RefSeq, a predicted model, not a curated record
GCAGGCCCGGCCUCCACCCGGCGCCGCCACGGCCGCCUCGGCGGGUCCCGGGGCGCACGGCCCGGCCCAGCUCCCGCGGCCGCGGCGACUCUUCGCCGGGAAAGUUUCCGAGUGGGCCGCGGGCACGGCGGCGGCGGCGGCGGCGGCGGCGGAGGAGGAGGAGGUCGCGCGGCUCGGCCCGCCCGGAGCCGACCCCACUGCGCGGAUCCCGCAGGUCUGCGGGGACCGCGCGCCCCGGCCGUCCUCCCCGCGCAAGCCCGGCCUCCGGCAGUCAUACGUGAUUUCCUCUGCUACACAUGGGAGAGAAAGUGAUCGAAGGACUCAGAUGGCAACUGUAUGAUUGAAGCCAUCUGAGGUCAAGCACCCGCGUGUUCUUUCAGCGGUGUCUGAGCGCUCCCAGGUAAGGGACAUAAAGUGUGACUGAACCGGACGCCUGCGCGGCUGGUCAUCAUGAACCGGGCUUUCAGCAGGAAGAAAGACAAAACAUGGAUGCAUACGCCUGAAGCUUUAUCAAAACAUUACAUUCCCUAUAAUGCAAAGUUUCUCGGCAGCACCGAGGUGGAGCAGCCCAAAGGAACAGAAGUCGUGCGGGACGCCGUGAGGAAGCUCAAGUUCGCAAGACAUAUCAAGAAAUCUGAAGGCCAGAAAAUCCCUAAAGUCGAGCUGCAAAUAUCAAUAUAUGGAGUAAAAAUUCUAGAACCGAAGACAAAGGAAGUCCAACACAAUUGCCAGCUUCAUAGAAUAUCAUUUUGUGCAGAUGAUAAAACUGACAAGAGGAUAUUCACUUUCAUAUGCAAAGAUUCUGAGUCAAAUAAACAUUUGUGCUAUGUAUUUGACAGCGAGAAGUGUGCUGAAGAAAUAACUUUAACAAUUGGCCAAGCAUUUGACCUGGCAUACAGGAAGUUUCUAGAAUCUGGAGGAAAAGAUGUUGAAACCAGAAAACAGAUUGCGGGAUUACAGAAAAGAAUUCAAGACUUAGAAGCCGAAAAUAUGGAACUUAAAAACAAAGUACAAGAUUUGGAAAGCCAGCUAAGAGUAACCCAAGUAUCAACGUCUCCAGCGGGCAGUGUGACACCAAAGUCACCCUCCACAGACAUCUUUGAUAUGAUACCAUUUUCUCCAGUGUCACACCCAACUUCAACACCUACUCGCAAUGGCACACAGCCACCUCCAAUACCUAGUAGAUCGACUGAGAUUAAACGAGACCUGUUUGGAGCAGAACCUUUUGACCCAUUUAACUGUGGAGCAGGGGAUUUUCCUCCAGAUAUUCAAUCAAAAUUAGAUGAGAUGCAGGAGGGGUUCAAAAUGGGACUAACUCUUGAAGGCACAGUAUUUUGUCUCGACCCAUUAGACAGCAGGUGCUGAUGUCAAGAACAAGAGAUCCAGAUUUGUGUUCAGUUUGUUUGUUAUGCGUAUACGUCAUUCCUUAUUACUUUCUGACCGGUGGUAUACGUGUGCCAAUAUAUUUUUGAAGACCUUCACUUUUUGCAAGUUAUUUUAGUAAAACGUCCUUUGCUAUUGAUCUAUAAUGUUUAUUUUAAAAACAACUGACUGUAAAGUAAAUCAUACUUUUAUGUUCUUUUCCGUUUCUCCUGUAGAUAAGUUUAUAAUCAAAAAACAAAUUACCCAAAUAUCUGUCUUGUGUCAGAGUUCUGAAUAAUUAGUAUCUUGACACAUGUGUUCAUUUUCCAGGCUGCUAGUUUAUUUUUGAUUCCCAAAAGCCAUACCUUGAUGACACCUUUCAAAGUCUUGAGGAGAUAUACCAAUGCCAAACUAAAUAUAUUCCAUAUUCAAACCAAUAAGCAUGUUACCAUCCAUUAGACAGAUGUUAUUUUAUGUAUUAAAUGUUGUUCAUAUCAUUGGCAAAAUGUAAACCUUGAAUAUAAUCCCACCAGGUCAUUUUUAGCAAGUAAAGUAGCAAAAAUAUAAUUUCCAAUAAUAAUUAAACCAAAUAAUUAGAGUUUAUUAGUAAAAGCAAAGUAUUAAUGUUAGCUAUUAUUAUCACUUAUACUCUAAAUCUUUUAUUUAUUUCAUAAGUGAAGAUAAUGGAAAAAAUUAAAAUUUGCUCAUUACAAAACACUUAAAAUUUAAUUUCUAAUGAGAUAAGUUAUGCUAAACAUCUAAACAUAAUGUGAUCUGAUAUUUUCUAAAAAUACAUUUGGAAUAUAUGCUGUCUAUGGUUGCAAUGUCUAUUAUCCACAUUUACUUUACCAAAUAUAUCUUUUCUAACUGAAUAAUAUUAUUCUCAUAUUUUCUCCUUUGAUAAUGAUAUUUUCUCACCCAAUUUAUUUUGUGAUGCCCCAUUAGUUUUGAUACUUUAAAAUCUAUAACAAUUAUUCCUUAUGAAUCAUCAGUAUCAUUUAGCAAUUUUAAUUUGUAAUUGUUUUUGUUGAAGUCAGAAUCUCAUUUUUUUUACAAAAAUCAAACGACUUCUCAGUUUAAGCUAACAUGAAUGAUAGAAUUUUCUUUUACUUAAUUGAUAAUGUGCUGAUGAACUCCGACCUUUAAGUGUUUAUUUCCUACACCUUUGCCCAUUAUGUAAAAGACUUUAAUUUGUACUCAGUGCAAGAAUUUAUGGUUAAAAUUUAUAAUUUGGUACAUUGCAUCAUAAGAAAAAUAGAUUAAAUUAAUGAAAAUGUGAGCUUAGAUUAGAGGUAGAUCUCAAAAAUAGAUUUUUCUUUUACUCAUGGAAAUUUCUGUCAAGUGCUAAAGGUACAUAUAUUCACUAGGAAAAGAAAUCAAAUACGCUUAUGCAAUCUUAUAUUUGUAUGUAUCUUCGUAAUGUUCUAUGGUAUAUAUAAGCCUUCUUGUUUUCUGUUUUCUGCUAAGUUGUACCUUAAUUAGAAGUUAGUAUAUGUUUCAUAAAGAAGAACCUUUAUAAUUUUGUUUGUCAUAUAGUAUUUUGGAAUUUGUAUAAUGAGGAUGUUUAGGGGCCAUAUGAAUGGCUUUUUUUUAACAGAUAGAAUUUGUAUUUUUAUUGUACUUUAAAAGCUUUAUGUAAUAGGUAUAUAUUUAGUGGCCAUUUAUUAUCAAUGGUAACACAAUAGAGUACUAAGAUGGUAUUUGCACACUUAAGAUAUGUUACUUUACCAAUUUUUAAUGGUAAUCAAUUCUGCUACUGGCAUGACUAAAUAGUACAUAAUUGGUCAUUAAUUAUGAACAUUUAUUUCACCAGUGCAUUUUUAUGAAGAUCCCAGUUGAAAAUUGUAUUUCUAUGUAAACUCAAUAUGUUUGAUUUUGCUGAGAAUAAAUGAUUUUAAAUAAAUAAUUGUAUAUUUACUCAUUAA